This is a messenger RNA of Protopterus annectens (West African lungfish), 4955 nucleotides long. It is a transcript of the gene RBFOX3, whose product is annotated as RNA binding fox-1 homolog 3. Gene Ontology annotation, cellular component: cytoplasm; nucleus. Gene Ontology annotation, biological process: regulation of alternative mRNA splicing, via spliceosome; nervous system development. The record is from RefSeq and is a predicted model, not a curated record. Gene Ontology annotation, molecular function: mRNA binding. Bases 568 to 1629 code for a protein of 353 amino acids. Lineage: Eukaryota; Metazoa; Chordata; Ceratodontiformes; Protopteridae. The transcript is spliced from 12 exons.
UCCAUUGCAGAAAGCAGAGACAGUUUUUGUUAUUUCAUUUUUCCCCUUUUUUUAUUUCUCCUUCAAUUAAUUAUAUUUCUUCAUAGAAACAAAUAUCCCGAAAAAAAAAAAAAACUUCCUGAGUCUUUGCUUAACGUUACAGCUGCAAGCCAGAAUGUCUUGAAGUGCUGCAAAGAAGUGCCUCAAAUCAUCCAAUGAAUUCCAGUUUGAGCAGAGACUUUUAGUCUUACUGAUCCAGGAGAGAAAAGGAAAUAAGAAAGGAGCAAAAGGCAAAAAGGAGAGCUGGAAAGGAAUAAUGGUUCUUCCCUUGUGAGUCCAUCUUCAACAAGACAAGGAGACAAGGAAGAGAGGACAGGCACUCAUACAGCAUUAAGGCAAAGGGAACAGCGACUCAGUGUACAUGUGUAUGUAUGUACUGGGAGAAACAAAAUCCAGACCAGGAAGAGAGAGAGGGAUUCUGAACCAGGAAGAAGACAAUCUGAGGAAAUUCCACAGCAGCUUGCUACAUCUCAUUGGUCCAUCCUUAUUUUGUCCUGGUGACGGCACAUAGAUACCUGCGGUUCCGAAAUGAUGAUGUACUUUUGGGGUAAUCAGGAAGCAGCAGCCCCUCCAGAAGCAAUGGCACAGCCGUACCCCCCAGCCCAGUACCCACCACCACCACAGAAUGGAAUUCCCGCAGAGUUUGCCCCACCACAUCCUCACGCCACACAGGACUACUCGGGGCAGAGCACAGUAGCAGAGCACGCAAUGACGAUUUACACACCUACCCAGACGCAUUCAGAACAGGCAGGCACAGACGCUGGCACACAGUCGAUCUCUGGCACAGCAACAGUACCUCAGACAGAUGAGGUUGCACAAACAGAUGGCUCUCAACAGCUGCAUUCUUCAGAGAACUCAGAAAAACAACAGCCCAAGAGGUUACAUGUCUCCAAUAUCCCUUUUCGUUUCCGGGACCCUGAUCUACGUCAGAUGUUCGGGCAAUUUGGGAAGAUCUUAGAUGUUGAAAUCAUUUUUAAUGAACGGGGGUCUAAGGGCUUUGGGUUCGUAACCUUUGAAACAAGCGCUGAUGCUGACCGAGCUCGAGAGAAACUAAAUGGUACAAUUGUAGAAGGACGGAAAAUAGAGGUUAAUAAUGCCACAGCGAGGGUAAUGACUAACAAAAAGGCAGCAAAUCCAUACACAAAUGGCUGGAAGUUGAAUCCUGUUGUUGGAGCUGUCUAUGGUCCUGAAUUUUAUGCAGUAACAGGUUUCCCUUAUCCAGCAACGACGGCUACAGUGGCAUAUAGAGGAACACACCUGCGAGGAAGAGGGCGUGCUGUGUACAACACCUUCCGUGCUGCUCCACCACCUCCCCCCAUUCCUACCUAUGGAGCGGUUGUUUACCAAGAUGGAUUUUAUGGCACGGAGAUUUAUGCCCUGCCUCCGUCUGUUUUACAGGGUGGUUACACAGCAUACAGGUAUGCCCAGCCUGCAGCUGCAGCUGCAGCAGCUGCAUACAGUGACAGUUAUGGCAGAGUAUAUGCCACAGCUGAUCCCUACCACCACACGAUUGGACCUGCCACCACGUACAGUGUUGGCACUAUGGCUAGCGUUUACAGAGGAGGGUACAGUCGCUUCACUCCCUACUAGCAAGAGAAACUCAAUGAAAAAUUAUAACACACUGACUGCUUUAAAAUAUUGUAAUGAAAAAAAAAAAAAAAAGAUCACAGGAAAACAAUACCACCUGGGUCAGGACCACACAGUACUGAUCCUCUGUCUACAGCAAACAAUUUUUUACCUCAGAGCGUUUUCUUUUUUUUUUAAUUCUGUUUCUGUAUUCAGUCUCACAUUUUGAUUUUUUUCUUAAAUUCAAUUAAAACAACUGAGACAGUCCAACCAUGAAAGUAACACAGAAGAAUGCUGGGUAGAAUCCUACAUAAGGAGCAUGCUAAUAAAGCUGCAUGCCAUUGGUCAAGGCAGCUAGUGUUGCUAGAAUGGAGCUCACCCAAUAUACAUAUAGCUGGUGCUGGACAUAACUCAUAAAGCUGGUUUGCUAGACUUUGUUAUUUUUGCUGCAGUUAUGUAAUGGGCUGAGAAGAGAACUUUGAAAAAAUAAAUAAGUAAUACAAAAUUUAUGAGAUCAUUUUUGUAGAGUCUGAACCACCAACUCCUGGAUGACUUUCUAAUCCUAACCCUUAGCAAAUUGUUACAGCAAUACAUAUGGAUACAGAUGUAAAAACAUUAUAUUUCCAUGCAACACAGUCCAGCAUCAUGCUAGUCGAUUGUCAGUUUCCAAUAUGUUUGGAAAAUUAUAGCUGCAGCUUUUAUUGUUAACUUUGUUUAGUAAAGUUUGUUCAUUCCUACCUUGGCAGAAUCCUGCGUUCUGAGUGGCUGAACGGUAUCGCUUGGUUGAACUGCAGCUAAACUUAUUCAGGAUACCCUACAGAGAAUGGACUUCUGCAAGCUGGCUGGUAGAAAUGACCAAGGAAGAGAGAUGACUACAGACUGCAAACAUAAAUAGAAAAAAAAGGAAAGCUCAUCUCUUGUCUAUUUGUUACCUCUCUUCAUAAACAUUUUGCAUCUGAAAAUCUUGCUGCAUUUAGUCGACAUGGAUGUAAAUAUGACACCUCAAUUCCUCAUAUGUGAAUUCUGUAUUCUGGGGAAUUUCUACAAGAAGACAGACUUGUUUUGUGUCAGACCUGAUAAUACUGUUUUUCAGGAGAAUCUCCUAUUACCAACUAUGCAUGUUCAGAAUGAUCUCUGGUCUCAUCUUUUGGCAGCACUUUCUUGGGGGAAAAUGUUGUUUAUAAUAAGACUGAGGGGGCUUAACAAAGAACCAUUUACCAUUACAUCAUGAAAUAAUUUCCUAAACAUAUUGUAGUAGUCAUUUUAAGCUGUGCCAGGUGUCUUAAUUACAAUAUUGUUCAUUGGCAUACUGUCUUACCUUGUCACCACCAUCAUUAUCUGCUUAGCUAGGAACAAGAAAAAGGAACUGAGCUUCAUUUGUUGGGCUGGAUUCUUCUAACCCCCCCCCCAAAAGUGUUGCACUUGAUUGAAUUAAAGAAAAAGCUUCCUAAUAUAAUGUGCUAUUUGCUGGAGUGGACUCAUAAAAUGAGAUUUCUCCAGAAAGAAAGAAAGAAAAAAAAUGUUUUCUUUGGUUGACCCUCAGUUCCAUAACUGCAGCAGGAUCUCCUCAAGAACCUCAAGUAUCUCCAGAAAAGACAGAAUGCAGUCUCAGAGUGGCAGAUUACAAUACCGAGCCCAUGACGUGCAAAAGAAAUCUGUUCUUUGAUUCUAUUGAAGAACAUUUGGAAGAAAAUUCUGCUACAGAAAAGAAUGCUGAUGUACAGAAACAGAAGGGUUGUCAAAAUGACAAGAGUAUUUAUAAUGCUUACAGUGAGGUAAUAUCAUAUAAACAAGAAAGUAGAAUGGCAGGAAAAGUUAGCUAUUAUGUGGGUUUUGAAAAAGCAUGAAAAAUAAGACAGCAGUUUGGUACAGCUGUGCUCCUCUAUGGAGCACCAUUUGGUCCAGCUGUUAAUCAAUUUCCUUGAGAUGCUUGGUUGGUAUAACAUGUCAGUUUCAUAUAGCAUCUGCCUCUGAAGUCACAAUUCAUAGCACCUAAUAUAUUGCUGUCACUCAGAUGUUUCCUUUAUGUCCAAAGUAGCAUUCAUCUGCAUUUUGGCAGUAUAUCUUCUUGCCUUCUUGUUACCCUAGACAAAUUGUUAUAUGUGGCAGUGUAGGUCUGUCAUGACAUUCACACCUCAAACUCAGAAGGCACGUGGUGGUUUCAGUACCACACUUGCAAGGUGGCAUCACACCUAAUUGCUCGUUGCUAGCAUAAGUUACACCUACACCAAAGGGUGUACAGAAUUUUGUGGAUGUUAUAUGGCUUUCUGAAGCUGGAUUCCUUUAGGUGUUAUUUUCACUGAAGGUGACAUAUGUCUGAGAAACAUCUAGAAUUCUCCUCUUAAUUUAAAGAUCAUUGGCAGCCUGAUAAUUUACUUUUACUUUUACUUUUGGGUGCAUUUUACUGAAUCAUGUGUUGCAUACCUCUACUUCUUAACAGGACCAUACAUCCUGUUUUGUGCUUUCCCCAUAAAGAUGUCUCUAUAGUCAAUAAACAGUCCCCAUGUUGCUAACUUGAAUUCUAAUCAACAUCCCCUGUCAAAAUACUUUGAAUUAUUUCACUUAAUUUACAAGUUAUGGUUUAGUUGUUGAUAAUAUGUCCAAGAGCGGUUAAGAAAACAAUAGUGCUCACAAGCAGUCCAGCCUGUGUUUCAUAGAAAUUCUGAGUUUCCUUUUCUCCUUAUUUGUUACUGGAGAUGUUUUAUAUGAAACAUGGUAUUUGCUUUUGAACAUGUAUUUUUCCUGUUUUGUGAGAUUAGAAAAUAUAGCUGAGAUAUCACAGUUGCUUUUCUCUUAACAGAAUAUGAUGUCACUGUGGUGAGUGAAGACCUAAGAAAGGACUAAAUUACAAAGCUAAAUUAGCUAAAAAUUAAUUAUGAGUUACAAAGAUGGCAUAUUUGCAUAAAUCGCCUUAAUAGUAAAUAGUGGGAAGAAAAUACAAAUUGUAAAUGGAGUGUAGGUUGAACCACAUCAGAUGAUUGCUUUUUUUUUGUUAAGUCUUCUUUGAGGUAUUAAAACUCCUCAUGUAAACUAAAGAUGAAACAUUAUAUGUAGAGACAGAUGUGAACCUCUGAAAUUUUAUAAACCCUAAUAUUUAGGGAUGAGGUAGCUGAGGAAAACAAUUAGUUCAUCAUAACAUAUAAAUGAAGAGUAGUGCUUCAUUCCUUUAUUAAAGAGCUGAUUUUAAAAUUCUGCCAUUUACCUUUCUAGUCUGCAUGGUCUAAAUAGUACUGUCCUAAAUAUAAGGAAAUAUUCAAAUCCAAGAAUUCAGUGAGUACUUGUUAAUGAUUGAAGAACAAGCUGUGUCACUUUCACUAACAACACAUUAAGCUUUCAUGCCUAUAUCUAUA